AUCUGUUUGGUAGGAACAUCUUGUCCAAGAAGGCACCCUGUCUGAUGAUAAACCAUUCCAAAUGGCUCCUGGUGACAAGCAAGCCUUUCUUUCUGUCGGCAAAAGAGGAAUUGGUUGCAGUGUUCGUAAUGGGUUUCCAAACAUCUCUGGUUUGUUCGUGAUUGCUGUUACUCCAGGAUCCAUCUCAGACAAGGCGGGAAUCAGGGUUGGUGAUGAAAUCGUAUCUGUCAACGGGAAAGACAUCACGAAGUGGAGCUACUCUGAGGCGGUCUAUUUGCUCAAGUCCUUUCAAGAGCUGCAGCUUAUUCUGAGACAUUCUAAGAGGGUUGAAAAACUCGUUCGAGAUGAAGAUUCCAAAAACGACGAAGAGAAAGUACCAGAAUUCGCCAUCCGAACGCAAAUCCUGCUGAAGAAAGCCGAAGAAAAAGAGAAAGAAAAAGCAAAGGAUAAAGAGAGAAAAGAUAAAGUAAAGUCUGAAGUAGAAGAGGAAGAGGAAGGGGAAAAGGAGGAGGAGGACGUCGAACAUCCAGGUAUAAGAGCUGAAGCUUAAAUCAGUUGAAAAAAU
Messenger RNA from Actinia tenebrosa (Australian red waratah sea anemone), 565 nucleotides. Its product is annotated as harmonin. Gene Ontology annotation, molecular function: protein binding. The record is from RefSeq and is a predicted model, not a curated record. NCBI's taxonomy places the organism in Eukaryota, Metazoa, Cnidaria, Anthozoa, Actiniaria, Actiniidae. Gene Ontology annotation, cellular component: stereocilia ankle link complex; plasma membrane; cilium.